AUGAGUCCGUCCAAGAAACAUAAGCAACAUGACAAUAGAAACAAAGGAGGAUCUAAAAGUAGUAUUCCUCCAUGCAAAACUUGUGGGAAGCUUCAUACUGUAGAAUGUCUAUUGGGGAAGAAGGGAUGCUACAACUGUGGUCAGGAAGGGCAUCCUUACUAUAAGUGCCCUAGUCCCGUGAGGACGUGUUUCAAUUGCUUUACUCCUAGUCACGUCAAAGCCGAAUGUCCGAAGCUAAAACAAAAGGGGCAAAAAGAUGGAAAGAAGGAUGAAAAUCAGAAGGCUCGGGGAAGGAUGUUUCAAAUUACCACGGAGGAGGCUAAGGUUCUACCGAAUGUUGUAUCAGGUAUUUUCUUAGUCAACAUAAUACCCGUAAAUGUGUUGUUCGAUUCCGGUGCUAGUAGAUCUUUUGUGUCAAAUGAACUUACGUGUCAUCCCUCCUUUAGAAAAGAACGAAUGUCUAUACCCUUAGAAGUAGAGGUAGCGGAUAGCAAAAGUUAUGUGUUAUAUGAAAUUUGUAAAAACUGUAAGAUCACCAUAGAAAAUGAAGACUUUGAAAUAGAUCUUAUUCCUAUGGUUUUGGGGGAAUUUAAAGUAGUAGUUGGAAUGGAUUGGUUAUCCCGUUAUCAUGCGGAAAUACGAUGUGAGGCGAAAGUUAUUCAUGUAUUGUCACCUAAUGGGGCUCGAGUAAGUAUUCGUGGGGAAAGAAAAUUAGAGACAAAAUUGUGUACGAUUGUCGAGGCAGUUAAGUACGCAAGAAAUGCGGGCAAGGCGUUUUUGGCCUACGUAGUAGACACAAGACAAAAGACGCCUGAAAUUGGAGAAGUUGAAGUUGUGAACGAGUAUCCGGAUGUGUUUCCGGACGAAUUACCGGAUUACCACCUGAGCGAGAGGUGGAAUUCCAAAUUGAACUAA
This is a messenger RNA of Helianthus annuus (common sunflower), 915 nucleotides long. RefSeq lists its product as uncharacterized. Bases 1 to 915 code for a protein of 304 amino acids. The transcript has a single exon. The record is from RefSeq and is a predicted model, not a curated record. Gene Ontology annotation, molecular function: nucleic acid binding; zinc ion binding. NCBI's taxonomy places the organism in Eukaryota, Viridiplantae, Streptophyta, Magnoliopsida, Asterales, Asteraceae.